Messenger RNA from Porites lobata, 22970 nucleotides. The record is from the annotation of a GenBank genome assembly. NCBI's taxonomy places the organism in Eukaryota, Metazoa, Cnidaria, Anthozoa, Scleractinia, Poritidae.
AUGCGAAACAUUCGACAAGCUGUUAUCAGUGUACUUCGCAAUAUAUUUCAAGGUCAGUAAAGUUCCAUUCGAACCGCUUCGCCAAUGAGACCCUUUGUGCCCCACAAAAAAAAAUGGAAAUUUCAUAUUACCAACAUGAACUUUAACUAACAGAUGAAUAAUGAAUAAUGAUUUAGAGGUAGCACAUUUACGUAGUGGUUCUUCGUCUACCAUUCCUAGUGGAGUUGGAAUUUAGAAAUGAGUACUCCGAGAAAAACCUCUCGGGGCAAAGGAAAGAACAACGUCAAACUCAAACCACAUUUGGCGUCGACGGAGGGAUUUGAACCUAGGCCACGAUAGUGGAAGGCGAGUGCUCUCACUACUGCUUCACCCUUGCUCCCCAAUCGUAUUAGCCUAUGAAUGAUCGAUCGAGUGCGGUUCACAAAUACCCGUCAGAACAUUUCCGGGGCCCUUGUUCGAUCGUGGUCUUAGCAAUCAUGACGCCCACGCACCAACAAAAACUGGUAUAGUUAGCAGAUUUUCAGUCGUCUGGUUGACAUCAUAUGAUGCCUAUAUAUUUAGUAGCAAGUUACCACUGCUUUUGUGUGUUCACCCUCUUAUCUCCCAAGUUUAUGAAACUAAAGUUAACUAAGGCAUUUAAUAUCAGCCCGCCAUUACUACAUAGCAAUUCGAUGAAUAAUCACGCUUAGAAAAGUAAGGGCUUACUUCAGGCUGGGCAGAUAUACACAGGGCUUUCCACAAGUUGCUCGAGAUUUUCCAAAACGUUUAUUUCCCUUAAUUUUUCAAAAAGUUGCUUUUUGUAAUGAAAGUUGCUCAGAAGUUGCUCGAAAGCCUUAAUGGCACAGUUCACGCAGUUUCUUAACUGAAGAUAUACGCGCCAAUGCCGUCUACUUUUGUUGCUUUCAGCUUUCUUCAGGUCGCUUGAUGAUUUGAUCUGUACUGGUUGGCAAUUUCUCCGCCUUUUUACGGAUGUGUAGGGUCCUCAGGCUGAAAAGUAUGGAGGGAGGGUAAGAGCAAGUUCAAACUGAUAAAGAAUCAUAAUAACCUACUAUGCGUAACAGAACAACGCCGUUAACAACAAAGAAAUAAAUGAAAAAUUUUGGAAAAUCCUUACUUUUUCACCAUUCUUAAGCUAAAAGCGAUCCAUGUAUUCUUCUCUGCCUACAUAUUGGUUUUCCAUGUUAAGUAGUUAAAAGGAAAAGUUUCUUCUUGUUUAUUUACUACGCAUUAAUUUGUGAGCAAUGAUAAACUUUCUGUAAUAUUAAACUGAAGAAACUGGUAUUAGUAUGACUUAGGCUUUGUUUAGCAGCCUCUGAUGAAUCAAUUAUUACGAACUACCGAGUUUUAUUUACUAAAUUAAUAAAAGUAUAGUAUAUUGCUUUUAACAGGCUUUCAAAAAAAAUGAAAUCAUUAGUUUCCAAGUUGAUUGUAGUUAAAGGCUUUUAUUGCUUUUUUGCAACAUGAUCACUGAUCGAAUUGCCACGUCAUGAUGGCUGCUCUCAUAAAGUUGGGACUGCAAGUGAUAUUUUAAACAUUCUGGCCCCGGUUGUUCAAAAGUUGGAUAACGCUAUCCACCGGAUGAAUCGCUAUCCAGCGGAUAAGUAUUACGAAAACCAAUAUGUGUUAUCCUUUGGAUAGUAAUUUAUCCAGUGGAUAGCGCUAUCCACCUUUCCAACAACUGGCGCCUGAUCAUUUGCAACUUAUUAAACUUUGACACAUAUGACAGCAUGAUUUAUUAACUAACAAGAACGCUCUUAAAAGCAGCAUCUCUCGCUUGCUUGGAGAUUAGAUAAGAAAUGAGGAGGCGAUUAAUUCUACAAGAAGGAUUUCUUUGCUAAAAGUUUUUCACUUCCCACUUUAUCGACGGUCGAGUAUUCUUCAGAAUAUUUACUUCUUACAUCGUAUUCGACGAUGAUUGAAUACGCGUGUACAAAUACAAAUCAUUGCCGGAAAGUAAAAACGUGAUGAAUAUGGCGCCUCAUUUCAAUCAUCGCCCAAAAUAAACCGCAUGCUCAUCAUAAGACUCAUUUUCAUACAAUGAAAGUUUUCGACACCCGACCACUUUAUAGUCUUACCAUCGACGUUUUCACUGAAGCAUUCACUUGUUCCAAAGUUAUCAACGCUUUCAAGCGAUCCUAUAGAAUUCGUGGACGGCCCCGUUCCGGAAAAGCUCGACAACUCUGGGUCAAUCUUUCUUAAGCUUUCUUCACAAAAUAGAACAUGGUGCUAUGACACGUAGCAAUUCUUAUCCCCACUUUUCACGAUCUCCGCUAGUAACGCCUGGGACCAUGCCAUUCCCCUUUUGGCGCGCAGACUAGCGAGACUAACUACCUAUUGUGCCGGUCUAUGUUUUAAAAGCUUAGCUGGUAAAUUUUUUUAUGGGGAACAAGUUCCUUCUCUCAGCUCACAAGACUCGUCGUAAGUCGUAGUUACUCAACAUGUGCGUAUGUUUCGCUUGAGUCUAGCAAACAUGUAGUAUUGGUCUCAGACCUAAUAGUCCGCAUUUCCUUUAAACCAUUGCUAAACUCUUUUCUGUUUGACUUUGUGUUUAAGAUUCACCGCAAACCAGCUGCCAUUUGUACUUUGAUAUCGCGUCAAUAGUUUCGAAUAACUUACUUCCAUUUGACUGACGAACUUAAUCCAACUGGUAAAACUAGCCAACAAAACGAAAGAACCUGCACUAGCCACUAUAGCCAAAUGUUGAUGCUAAUGACAGUUUGAUGAAUGGUACAUCAUGAUGCUAGAAAUAUGUACAGUAUACUAUUACAGCACAAAGGAAAUGAAGUAAACCCCCAAAUUAAAACGUAUCGUGAUAAUUUUUCUUUUUAAAUUAAAUUAAAGAAUAAUACAAGAAUAUUUUUAGCCUAAAAUCGGAAGGAAAAAUAAGAACAUUCAGCCUGGGCCCGGAAAACAACAUUCUUGUAAAAAAGAAACGAUGUGUUUUAAACUGAAUUCGAAGAAACUGGAGCUAAUACGACUUACAUCUUAUUAGCUGCCCUAAAGUUAAUAAAGGAUAGCGUAUUGUUCAUUUUGAAUAAAUCUUCAUAGUUUCCAAGUUGAUUGUUUUUGUAUUCGAUUGCAGUUUAAGGCAUAAUAUUGCUUUUUGCGACACGGUUGCUCAUCAGAUUGCCAUGUCAUGUAUAAACAGGUAUUCUGAUCAUUUGCAAUUGAUGAAAGUUUCCCACAUAUUAAGGAACUAGGGUGCCGUGUAUUAACCGCCUCAGACUCUUUAGGUCGCGUGUGACCAUGUAGUUUAUCAAAGAUAUGUACAGGUCCGUUGCCGGAUUGGCUUGCGACGUAAAAGUCCGUUUUUCCCUCAAGUCAUCGCUCAACUGUGUUUGUUUGACCGUAUAUUUUUGAUUCAUUGAAAACCUACCGCCGAUGCUAAUUAAAUUUUGCGUCAGUUACUGUAGUUUCAUUUAACUUUCCUCCUUUUUGACUGACGAACUUCAACACUUACAAAGUUCGGCCUAUCGCGUUUCGCUUAAAAGGAAAACAUAUUCAAAUUACUGAGUGAUGAUGACGUCACAUUUAAAUUUUAAAUUCCGUGUUCAGACAAGCACAGUUUUAAUUUCAAUUAAGGUGAGUUUGUAUAUUAUAAGUACGAGUUGGAGACUUUUUUUACUAUUGUCGCGGAAGACUGAACAGCACUCAGUUAAAAACCAAUUGCGAUCGGAGGAGGAAGAGAAUCUGUGGAGAAUAUUCGGUAAGUCUCGUAAAGAAUUAUUUCCAGCAUCAGUGUCUUCUUGCAGAGUUCCUCAAAAGUUCUACACAGCUGCUGAAACUUAAGACUGUAUAAAACGUUCCAUUCGAGGUUAGUCUCAUUCGAAAACGGAUGAUUCCUCCAAAGCAAUGAAGUUCCUUUGCAUUGUUACACUAGAAACUCAACACUGAUCAGGGUCCUUUGCAAAAGAUGGCAUUUGACACUUGUUGUUAAUUGCGUCUUCAACGCUUUCUUGUGUUUAACCACCAUCAUGUUAAAUAUCAUAACAAUACAAGCGCUCAGAAAAACGUCGUCGUUGCCUAAGCCUUUUGAAACAUUGCUUCUAAGCCUGGCUGUGUCUGAUCUGGGUGAGGGCUUACUAGUCCAACCACUGUACGUUGCAAUUCUUGUGAUGAACAUAGAAGAGAACUCUAACAACACUGCUUAUUAUUCAGUAUACAAAGCGUAUUUAAUCCAGAAAAAGUAUUGGUCUUGGUUUCGCAUCUUGAGGUUUUUGCAUUAACGUUUGAGUUUGACUGUGUAUUUACGAUUCACUGCAAAGCAGCUGCCGUUUCUACUUUAAUAUUACGUCAAAAUUUUCAAACAACUUUUUACCAUUUGGCUGACAAACUUCAACUCUUACAAAGCAUGACCUAUCGCGUGUCGGUUAAAAGAAAAAUGAACUCAAAUUUCUGUGGUAAAACUAGUUAAUAAAAAAAUAUCAUGAUAAAUUCUUUCUUUUUUAAAUAUAAUUAUUUAGGAAUAAUACAAGAGUAUUUUCAGCCUAAAAUAGGCAGAAAAAAAGCAAUAUUCAGCCUAGGCCAGGAAAACAACAUUGUUAUCAGUAAAAAAGAAAGAGGGUGUAUCAAACUGAAGAAACUGGAGUUAAAGUUAAUAAAGGAUAGUGUAUUGUUUUUGACUACAUUUUCAUAGUUUCCAAGUCGAUUGAACUUUAAGGCACAUUUUGCUUUUUGCAACUCGAUUACUCAUCAAACUGUCCUGUCAUGAUACGUAAAUAUUCCGAUCAUUUGCGAUUAAACUUUGACACAUAUUAAGGACCGGAUUAUCUAUUAAGUAACUAGGCUACUGUGUCUUUGUUUUAUGCGCGCCAUAUAAGUUUUUGUUAUGGGUUAAAAGUUUUUUUUCUCUUUAUCCUCCGCACACUCUUUGGGUCGCGCGUGACCACGUAGUUUAUCAAUGAAAAAAUGUGUGCAUGAGUCCAGGAAAUACAUUAGAUCGGUUUGCGACUCAAAAGUCUGUUUUCUCCUCAAGGAUCGCUAACUCUUUCUGUUUAACUGUGUAUUUUGUGAUUCAUAGGAAACCAACUGCCGUUUCCAUUUUAAUAAUGCGUCAGUAGUUCCAAACAACUUUCUUCCAUUUGACUGACGAACAAAGCUAUACCUAUCGCAUUUCAGUUAAAAUGAAAAUAUAUUCAAAUUGCUGUAUGAUGAUGUGAUGAAAAUACAACAAAACACUGAAAGCAUUACUUAUGUUACAGUACACAAAGCGUUUUUGACCCAGAAAAAAAUAUUGGUCUUAGCUUCGCAUUUUGGUGUUAUUUCAUUAAGUGUUGACAGAAUCUUGGCAAUCCAUCUUCAUCUCAGAUAUCACUGAGGAGCUUGUGACUCACAAGCGUGUUGCUAUCAGUUGUGUUCGACUUUGGAUUCUUCUUUUAUGCCACCAAUCAUGGUAGUUGUUUGUGUCAUAAGUACAGGAUUGCUUUAUUGCAAAGUGUACGCAGCCGUAAGACACCACACAGGUACAAGUGGCACAGAAUGGAGAUAUGGCAAACGCUGUAUGGCGAGUCAAAAAAUCUACACUUGCUACAUUUUACAUAUAUGCGGUGUUUUUAGUUUGCUAUUUGCCAAUAUCUUGUGUUGUUUUUGCCAAGACCAAAGGUGAAAUUGCUUUGUUUUCUCAUUUAUGGUAUUUCAUAUUGACUCGGUUUGUGUAUCGACACAAUACUUACAAAAUCGCUGAUAAGAGCGCGUCAGUACUAACUAACCAAAUCCUUCACCCUUUCAAGCAAUCGGCUAAAGCUAUCCCUAUGAUCAAACACGUUUUAAAAAUGACUGAAACUACCAUGAGGUGAAAUCGCAUUUGAAAAGCGCUUCGUUUUCUAUAGAUAACGGCCGAACAUCAAGAUUAUCCAGUUAUUAUCGUAUUUCUAACCAUAAAAUCUCCAUCCCAAAAUGACCAAAAUAUCUCGCUAACGCACCCACAGAUUUUACUUAAACUUAACGGACAUCGAUCGUAGUAGUUAUUGGAGGAAAAAGUGGAGGAAAAAGCCCCCGUGAACGAUUUUGGAAGAACAAUUUCCAGUGCCGAGAAAUACAGCUGCAAGUAAAGUACGUUAUGGCGUCAUUUUGUUGCUAUGACAACUCCGAUGUCAUUGUAAUCCUGAUCAUAACAAAUUUUCAACUUUCAACACUUACAAAGCUCGGCCAUUUGCGUUUCGUUUAAAAUGAAAGUAAAUCCAGAUUUUGGUGUAAUGAUGUUGUCAUAUUCAAAUUCUUUUUAUUUCAAAUAAGUGGAUAUUUCGGAUGUUCUGAGUAUGGGAUACUGGGAACUUCUUGCGACUGUAAACUGUAUUGACUCACUAAUUUCAGUCUCAUCCAUAAAAGAAAACACUUGCAGAGCUCCUCAAAAGUUAUACAGCUACAGACUGUAGCGUACUUGUACACGUAGGCAGGCAACAUGCGUUGGCUGGUACCGUCGGAGUCGCGCCAUUCCGUUCACCAAAAAUAUUUGUUCAUGACUGUGUGUCAGGAAUGGUGUAUUUAACUAUUAAAAGGACAAAAAACAUUGUAGUUAAUUUUUUUUGUGACUUCUGAGCAACGGAGUAGACGAUGUUUUAACAAACACAGCUCUUAAAGGUCACUUAAAUCAAGUCAACUUUAUUCAGGCAGGGCAGCCCUAUCAGCCAUUGGCCGGUAUCAAAAAGGGUCCCCCCGUACAGUCGUCGUGGGGGACUACUAUAUCGGGUUUUUCUUGUGGGCAGGUCUAAACUUUUUGCCAUAGAUUUUUGCAAAAAAGACUACUGAAUAAAUAAAUAAAUAAAUAAAUGAAUAAAUAAAUAACAAAAAACCUCGCCCAAAAUAAAAAAAUAAAAUAAAAGAAUCUAUGUUUCCGCGAUUCCUAAAAACACCUGUUUGGGCUCAAUAAAUUUUGAUUGGACUUGAUGUCAAUAUAUUUGCAUAAUGAUUCCUUUAAUAAGUUUCUUUGUCCCAAUUUAUAGUUUGCAGCAGUUCUUGUCAGACCCUUUUAAGCCAGAAUACUAAAUAGGUUCUUUCCAUUCUUUAUAUCAUUAUCACCUUUUUUCUGGCAUUUAUCAUAUCCUCAAAAACACCAAUUGCGUCAGUAUGCGUUACCAUAAGCUUAUUGAUUGUUAAGCUCGAUCUAUCGUUCUUAUCAAAAGAAAAUUCAGAUUUGAAUGUGUUAUUAUGUGGCUACAUUAACGUGUUUGAAAUUUUUUGUUAAGGGAAUUCUUGGUGUUCAAACGUCUUGAUAUGCAACACUGUCUAGUUAGUGGACAAUUUCAAGAUUACCAAAUUACGGAAGAGGACAAGCAAGGUCGCUCAGCCAUGCGAUAAUUUAAGGAAGAAUGUGAACCACAUUCUGAACUAUUGAAGACCGAUCAGGUAACUUACCAAAGGCAAGAGUGUCUGCCUGUUAAAAGACGUCAACAGUUCUUUAAAGAACAGUCUAUACAAUGGCAGAAGAAGCUAAAGACGCGUUUUCAGCAUCCUACAGAAUGGCAGGAACUGGGGACUUUUAUUCAACGCUCGUCGCCAACUGCUUCUUCAACGCUUUCUUGCUUUUCACAGCCUUGGUUUUAAACAUCAUAACAAUACAAGCCCUAAGAAAAAUAUCAUCAUUUCCAAAGCCUUUAAAAACAUUACUCCUGAGUCUCGCUGUUUCUGAUCUUGGUGUUGGUUUGCUUGUUCAUCCUCUCAAUAUUGCACAUCUUAUAAUGAACAAAGAACAGAGCGCUAACAGAAGACUCUAUUAUACGGUACACACAGCGCGGCGCCUUUUCAGCUAUUUAAUGUGUACUGCUUCAUUCUUGGGCAUCAUUGCUUUAACUGUCGACAGAUUCUUAGCUAUUCAUCUUCAUCUCAGAUACCAGGAACUUGUGACUCACAGGCGUGUUGUUACUGUAGUAAUUUCAGUCUGGGUGUGCUGUUCAUGUAUUUCCUUAUUUGCGUUAAACAGGGUUUUAGAAAACGUUCUGGUCAUUAUAACUGCAACUAUUGGGGCAGUUUGUCUCACUACAACGGGAUUAAUUUACUGCAAGAUAUACUCAAUCGUACGUCACCACACAAAUCAGAUUCACGCCCUGCAAUUGCAACCCGUAGGACAGAAUCAGAAUGGAGAAUUGGCAAAUACUGCAAGACUGAAAAAAACUGCACUUGCUACAUUUUACGUGUAUGUGGUGUUUGUGGUUUGUUUUUUGCCCUUCAUAUGCGUUAACGCAGCUUUUGAAAUUUAUGGUAAGUCCGAGUUGCGGUUGCAUCUGCUUUAUUAUUCGACGACACUUGUGUAUCUUAAUUCAUCUCUCAAUCCUUUGGUCUACUGCUGGAAGAUGCGAAACAUUCGACAAGCUGUUAUCAGUGUACUUCGCAAUAUCUUUCAAGGUCAGUAAAGUUCCAUUCGAACCGCUUCGCCAAUGAGACCCUUUGUGCCCCACAAAAAAAAUGGAAAUUUCAUAUUACCAACAUGAACUUUAACUAACAGAUGAAUAAUGAAUAAUGAUUUAGAGGUAGCACAUUUACGUAGUGGUUCUUCGUCUACCAUUCCUAGUCGAGUUGGAAUUUAGAUAUGAGUACUCCGAGAAAAACCUCUCGGGGCAAAGGAAAGAACAACGUCAAACUGAAACCACAUUUGGCGUCGACGGCGGGAUUUGAACCUGGGCCACACUUGUGGAAGGCGAGUGCUUUCACCACUGCUUCACCCUUGCUCCCCAAUCGUAUUAGCCUCUGAAUGAUCGAUCUAGUGCGGUUCACAAACACCCGUCAGAACAUUUCCGGGGCUCUUGGUCGAUCCCGGUUUUAGCAAUUAUGACUCCCACGCACCAACAAAAACUGGUAUAAUUAGAAGAUUUUCAGUCCUCUGGUUGACAUCAACCAUCACAGAUCAAAUCAUAAAGCGACCUGAAGAAAGCUAAAAGCAACAAGAAUAGACGGCAUUGGCGCGUGUAUCGUCGGUUAAAAAACUGCGUGAACUAUGCCAUUAAGGCUUUCGAGCAACUUCUGAGCAACUUUCAUUACAAAAAGCAACUUUUGAUCGCUUUUUGAGUAACGUUUUGAGAAAUUACGGGAAAUGUUUUGGAAAAUCUCGAGCAACUUGUGGAAAGCCCUAUGUAUAUCUGCCCAGACUGAAGUAAGGCCUUACUUUUCUAAGCGUGAUUAUUCAUCGAAUUGCUAUGUUGUAAUGGCGGGCUGAUAUUUAAUGCCAUAGUUAACUUUAGUUUCAUAAACUUGGGAGAUUAUAAAGAGGGUGCCAUAGUUCCCUUUGGUAACCUGCGAUCAAGGCGUUCUCUUUACAUAUACAACUGCCUGAUCACACGCUACAGAAAAUGUGUGACUAAGUAGAGCUAGUACUCUAUAACUGAUCUACUCUCGCUAACUGGCUUUAAGUGCAUGAAGACCCCCGUUUUUUGUUUUCUUCUGCGGACAUUUUCCUAGUUUCUAUAUGAUCGUUUUUGAUAUGUUCGUAACUUUUCAGCGAGCAAUUCACCAACUGGUAACUUGGUACUAAAUAUAUAAGCAUCAUACACAUCCGCAAAAAGGCGGGGAAAUUGCCAAGGGUCCUCAGGCUGAAAAGUAUGGAGGGAGGGGUAAGAGCGAGUUCAAACUGAGAAAUUACGGGAAACGUUUUGGAAAAUUCAGCUGAAAAUUUCGAGCAACUUGUGGAAAGCCCUAUGUAUAUCUGCUCAGCCUGAAGUAAGCCCUUACUAUUCUAAGCGUGAUUAUUCAUCGAAUUGCUACGUAGUAAUGGCGUGCUGAUAUUUAAUGCCUUAGUUAACUUAAGUUUCAUAAAGUUUAGGGAUAAGAGGGUGAACACACAAAAGGACCGGUAACUUGGUACUAAAUAUAUAGGGAUCAUACACAUCCGCAAAAAGGCGGGGAAAUUGCCCAGGGUCCUCAGGUUGAAAAGUAUGGAGGGAGGGGUAAGAGCGAGUUCAAACCGAUAAAGGAUCAUAAUAACCUACUAUGCGUAACAGAACAACAGCGUUAACAACAAAGAAAUAAAUACAAAAUUAAGGAAAAUCGUUACUUUUUCACGAUUCUUAAGCUAAAAGAGAUCCAUGUAUUCUUCUCUGUCUACGUAUUGGUUUUCCGUGUUAACUAGUUAAAAGGAAAAGUUUGUUCUUGUUUAUUUACUACGCAUUAAUUUGUGAGCAAUGAUAAACUUUCUGUAAUAUUAAACUGAGGAAACUGUUAUUAGUAUGACUUAGGCCUUGUUUAGCAGCCUCUGAUGAAUUAAUUACUACGAACUAUCGAGUUUUAGUUAUUAAAUUAAUAAAAGCAUAGUAGAUUGCUUUAACAGGCUUUCAAUAAAAUGGAAUCAUUAGUUUCCAAGUUGAUUGUAGUUAAAGGCUUUUAUUGUUUUUUUGCAACAUGAUCACAAGUAACAAAGCAACAGAGGUAACAAAGUAACAAGGUAUCAAAAGUAAUAAAGUAAUAGAAGAAACAAAGUAUCAAAGUAACAAGGUAAUUGAAGUAACAAAGUAACAGAAGUGAUAAGGUAAUAGAAAAUAAAAAGCAGCAGAGAUAACAGAACAACAGAGGCAAUACAUCAACACAGAUAACAAAAUAACUGAAGUAACAAAGUGAUAGAGGCAACAAAGUAACUUAGAUAACAUGGUACGAGGUAGCAGAGGUAAGUGAUCAACAGACCAUCUGGCUCAAAGUGUAAUUUGUAAUAUGCCAGGGGACAAUCUGCGCAUAUGAACAUGACGGAAAUAUCGUCCGGGACAUUUUGCGAGGGCUUACAUGAUGCACUACCCCAUAAACGCGGGACUACUACGGAUAUUUUAAACAUUCUGAUCAUUUGCGACUUAUUAAACUUUGUGAACGGUUUGAACCCAGGAGUCAUUUCAAAAGUAGGUUGAGUUUGAUCGUCCGGGUGAACGUUGUCCUGAAUAGGACUGUUGUUGUUGACAGUGACUGACGUUUCGACAACCUGUGCAGUGGUCAUCUUCAGAGUCAAGGUGAGUUGUAUCACGUCAGUUGAUGGUAUUAUACUCUGGUUAUUGAUCUGAUUGGUCAAUUACGUCGCGAUGUUAUUGGUCGUCUGUCAGUUAAGCUGUGAUGUUAUUGGCUCUGAAGACUCGUAAUCAGUAAUUGGUGCGUUUCGAUCCGUCUAGUGUCAUAGUUAAACAGUCGUCUAUUGUUAGUCAAACUGUCGGUUCCCCAGUCGUUCUCAGUCUGACACAUAUGACAGCAUUAUUUGUUAAGUAACAAGAACACUCUUACAAGCGGCAACUCUCUCUUGCUUGGAGAUUAGAUAAGAAAUGAGGAGGCGAUUAACUCUACACGAAGCAGGAUUUCUUCGCUAAAAGUUUUUCACUUCCCACUUUAUCGACGGUCGAGUAUUCUUCAGAAUAUUUACUUCUUACAUCGUAUUCGACGAUGAUUGAGUACUCUUGUACAAAUACAAAUCAUUGCCAGAAAGUAAAAACGUGAUGAAUAUGGCUCGUCAUUUCAAUCAUCGCCGAAAAUAAACCACAUGCUCAUAAUCAAGACUCAUUUUCAUACAAUGAAAGUUUGCAACGCCCGACUAGUUUAAUUUAUAGCCUCACCAUCGACGUUUUCACUGAAGUGUUCACUUGUUCCAAAGUUAUCAACGCUUCCAAGCGAUCCUAUAGAAUUCGUGGACUGCCCCGUUCCGGAAAAACUCGACAACUCUGUGUCAAUCUUUCCUAAGCUUUCUUCACAAAAUAGAACAUUGUGCUGUGACACGUAGCAAUUCUUAUCCCCAGUUUCCACGGCCUCCGCUAGUAACGCCUGGGACCAUGAUUCCCCUUUUGGCGAGCACACUAGCGAGACUAACUACCUACUGUGCCGGUCUAUGUUUUAAAAGCUUAGCUAGUAAGUUUUUUUUUUAUGGGGAACAAGUUUCUUCUCUCAACUCAGAAGACUCGUCGCAAGUCCUACUUACUCAAAACAUGUGCGUUUGUUUCGCUUGAAUCCAGCAAACAUGUAGGAUUGGUCUCAUACCUAAUAGUCCGCAUUUCCUCUAAAACAUCGCUAAACUCUUUCCUGUUUGACUUUGUGUUUACUAUUCACCGCAAACCAGCUGCCAUUUCUACUUUGAUAUCGCGUCAAUAGUUUCGAAUAACUUACUUCCAUUUGACUGACGAACUUAAUCCAUCUGGUAAAACUAGCCAACAAAACGAAAAAACCUGCACUAGCCACUAUAGCCAAAUGUUCAUGCUAAUGACAGUUUGAUGAAUGGUACAUGAUCAUGUUAAACUUAUCAUUUGCAAUUGAUUAAACUUUACCACCGGGUGCUGUGUCUUAAACCGCCUCAUACUGUUUAGAUGGCGAGUGACCAUUUAGUUUAUCAAAAAUAUUUACAGGUCCGUUGCCGGAUUGGUUUACGACGUAAAAGUCCGUUUUCCCCUCAAGUCAUCGCUCAACUUUGUUUGUUUGACUGUAUAUUUUUGAUUCAUUGAAAACCUACCGCCGAUCCUAAUUUAAUAUUGCGUCAAUUACUGUAGUUUCAUUUAACUUUCUUCCUUUUUGACUGACGAACUACAACACUUACAAAGUUCGACCUAUCGCGUUUCGCUUAAAAGAAAAAUUUAUAUAUAAUUACUGUGUGAUGAUGACGCCACAUUUAAAUUUGAAAUUCCAUGUUCAGACAAGUACAGUUUUAAUUUCAAUUACGAUCAGUUUGUAUAUUAUAAGUACGAGUUAGGGACUUUUUUACUAUUGUCGCGGAAGACUCAACAGUACUCAGUUGGAAACCAAUUGCCAUCGGAGGUGGAAGGGAAUCUCUGGAGAAUAUUCGGUAAGUCUCGCAAAGAAUUAUUUCCAGCAUCAGUCCCCUCUUGCAGAGUUCCUCAAAAGUUCUACACAGCUGCUAAAACUUAAGACUGUAUAAAACGUUCCAUUCAAUGUUGGAAGCUGAAGGUCAUUCUCAUUCGAAAACGGAUGAUUCCUCCAAAGCAAUGAAGUUCCUCUCACAGAUUUUACUUAAACUUAACGGACAUCGAUCGUAGCACUUAUUGGAGGAAAAACAAUAGGAAAAAGCCCCCGUCAACGAUUUUGGAAGAAAAGUUCCCAGUGUCGAGAAAUACAGCUGCAAGUAAGGUAGCUAAUGGCGUCACGGUUGCUAUGUUAACUCCGAUGUCAUUGUAAUCCUGAUCAUAACAAAUUUUCAACUUUCAACACUUACAAAGCUCGGCUAUUCGCGUUUCGUUUAAAAUGAAAAUGAAUCCAGAUUUUGGUGUAAUGAUGUUGUCAUAUUCAAAUUCUUUUUAUUUCAAAUAAGUGGAUAUUUCGGAUGUUCUGAGUAUGGGAUACUGGGAACUUGCGAUUGUAAACUGUAUUGACUCACGAAUUUCAGUCUCAUCCAUAAAAGGAAACACUCGCAGAGCUCUUCAAAAAGUUAACAGCUACAGACUGUAGCGUACCUGUACACGUAGGCAGGCAACAUGCGUUGGCUGGUACCGUCGGAGUCGCGCCAUUCCGUUCACCAAAAAUAUUUGUUCAUGACUGUGUGUCAGGAAUGGUGUAUUUAACUUUUAAAAGGACAAAAACAUUGUAGUUAAUUUUUUUUGACUUCUGAGCAACGGAGGAGACGAUGUUUUAACAAACACAGCUCUUAAAGGUCACUCAAGUCAAGUCAACUUUAUUCAGGCAGGGCAGCCCUAUCAGCCAUUGGCCGGUAUCAAAAGGGGUCCCCGUACGGUCGUCGUGGAGGAUUAUAUCGGGUUUUUAUUGUCGGCGGGUGUAAGCUUUUUGCCAUAGAUUUUUGCAAAAAUACUACAUAAUAAAUAAACAAAUAAAUAAGUAACAAAAAGCCGUGCCCAAAAUUAAAAAAUAAAAUAAAAGCAUCUAUGUUUCCGCGAUUCCUAAAAACACCUGUCUGGGCUCAAUAAAUUUUGAUUGGACUUGAUGUCAAUAUAUUUUCAUAAUGAUGCUUUAAUAAGUUUCUUUGUCCCAAUUAAUUUGCGACAGUUCUUGUCAGCCACUUUUUAGCCAGAAUACUAAAUAGGUUCUUUCUAUUCUUUAUAUCAUUAUCACCUUUUUACUGGAAUUUAUCAUAUCCUCAAAAACUCCAAUUGCGUCAGUAUGCCUUACCUUAAGCUUAUUAAUUGUUAAGCUCAAUCUAUCAUUCUUAUAAAAUUAUUCAAAUUUGAAUGUGUUAUUAUGUGGCUACAUUAACUUGUUUGAAAUUUUUUGUUAAGGGAAUUCUUGGUGUUCAAACGUCUUGAUAUUUAACACUGUCUAGUUAGUGGACAAUUUCAAGAUUACCAAAGUACGGAAGAGGACAAGCUAGGUCGCUCAGCCAUGCGAUAAGUUAAGGAAGAAUGUGAACCACAUUCUGAACUAUUGAAGACCGAUCAGGUAACUUACCAAAGGCAAGAGUGUCUGCCUGUCAAAAGACGUCAACAGUUCUUUAAAGGAACAGUCUAUACAAUGGGAGAAGAAGCUAAAGACGCGUUCUCAACAUCCUACAGAAUGGCAGGAACUGGAGACUUUUAUUCAACGCUCGUCGCCAACUGCUUCUUCAACGCUUUCUUGCUUUUCACAGCCUUGGUUUUAAACAUCAUAACAAUACAAGCCCUAAGAAAAAUAUCAUCAUUUCCAAAGCCUUUAAAAACAUUACUCCUGAGUCUCGCUGUUUCUGAUCUUGGUGUUGGUUUGCUUGUCCAUCCUCUCUAUAUUGCACGUCUUAUAAUAAACAUAGAACAGAGCGCUAACGAAAGACUCCAUUAUACGGUAUAAACAGCGCAGCGCCUUUUUGGCUAUUUACUGUGUGUUGCUUCACUCUUGGGUAUCACUGCUUUAACUGUCGACAGAUUCUUAGCUAUUCAUCUUCAUCUCAGAUACCAGGAACUUGUGACUCACAAGCGUGUUGUUGCUGUAGUAAUUUCAGUUUGGGUGUGGUGUUAAUGUAUUUCCUUAUUUGCGUUGACCAGGGUUUUAGAAAACGAUAUACUCCAUUGUACGUCACCACACAAAUCAGAUUCACGCCCUGCAAUUGCAACCCGUAGGACAGAAUCAGAGUGGAGGAUUGGCAAAUGCUGCAAGACUGAAAAAAACUGCACUUGCUACAUUUUACGUGUAUGUGGUGUUUGUGGUUUGUUUUUUGCCCUUCAUAUGCGUUAAAGCAGCCAAUCUAAUUUAUGGUGAGUCCGAGUUGCGGUUGCAUCUGCUUUAUUAUUCGACGACACUUGUGUAUCUUAAUUCCUCUCUCAAUCCCUUGAUCUACUGUUGGAAGAUGAAACGCAUUCGAGAAACUGUUAUGGACAUACUUCGAAAUGUCAUUGCGAUUGGUCGGCACUAAAGAAAGGAUCUACCCAGAAUAAUUUUGCCUUUUACUCUCUGGUAAAAAUAAAAGCUUUCAAGCAAUACAAUUGGAAAAAAUGGCAAUAAGUAAACGGGACCUGAAACCUUUGAAAGGCAAAGGGAUAAGUAUAUGAUCGAGUAUAGGUUCAUGAGAUUUCGGUUUACUUUGGAAUAACUUUUAUUACAAAUAAUACGGAAACUCUUUUAAUCAGGGUUUUUAAUUUGUCGAGACCAAACAUUACUGAUAAGAUCACUGCAUUUGAAAGUUUCAGAAUGGGAUCUGAGAAAGAGCUCUCCUGACAGCGCAACCGAUUAGAACAAAUGAUCGAUAGCUAAAUGACAGUAUAAUACUUUAAAAUACCAUAAUAGAACCAGAAAGCAGAUAUAAUAUGGCUCCAGUAUCACGCAAAGAGCUUCUUGCUCUGAGAUUAAAAACUUAGAACCAUAAUGUUUGACGAAACAAUUAAGUAUUAAGGCCCAGGGUUGAACAGAAGUAUGCAGUUUCCUCAUAUCCCAGUUGAACGUCUUGCAAGCAACUCUCGGUACGUGCGUGAGAGUAAUUUACAACAACGUUGAAACUUUUGUACGAGACCGUACUUAAUGUUUCCAUAGGCAUUUAGAAAGAGCGAGUCCAAAAAAGUAAUUAUUGUAACCAAUGAUGUACAACAGAACAACAGCAUUAACAACGUGAAAAUGAAAAAAAUAAAUGACAAAAUCUUAUAUUUUCCACUAUUCUUAAACUAAAAUGUGUUUCUCCUUCACAUUGUUUUUCCUGUUCGGUGGUUACGAGCGCUCUUUCGGAUUGAUAAUCAUGAAAGUUCCCCCACAAUUUCUGUUUCAAGGGAGGGAGGAAAAGUAUGCUUUUGUCAUUUAGCAACUUUUAACCGCAAAGGAUAAUAAGCUUCUUAUCUCAACUCCUCCCUUUGACUCGUCGUAGAUCGUUGUUUAUCAAAAGAUCUGCCCCAUGUAUUUUGCUUGGGUCCAGUAAAUACAUUGGAUUGGUCUCCGACCUGAUAGUCAGUUUUUCCUAUAAACUAUCGUUAAACUCGCUCUUUUUGCACGACUGUGUAUUAGCGAUUCAUUACAACCAGCUACUGUUGAUACUUAAAUAUUGCGUCAGUAGUUUCAAUUUCUUCCUUUUUGACCUACAAUCUUCAACACUUAGUACAAAGCUCGACCUAUCGCGUUUCGGUUUAAAUGAAAAUAUAUUCAAAUUACUGUGUGAUGAGGAUGUCAUAUUCAAAUUCUGAAUUACGGGCUCUGUUAAGACAUAGUUUUAAUUCCAAAGAAGUGAAUAUUUAAGAUGCUAUAAGUACAACUUUAUGUUUCAAUGGAGGGAGAAAGUAUCAUCUUGCGUAUUAAAUGCGCAUUAAAUUGCGAGCAAUGAUGACCUUUCUUUAUGUUAAACUAAAAAAAAACUGGAGAUAAUAUGCUUUACGUUUUGAUAGCCGCCUCGGAUGAAUUUAAUACCACCAUCCAUUAAGUUAUAGUUUAAGGCAUAUAUUGCUUUUUUGGAACAUGAUUACUCUUUGAAUUGCCACGUGGUGUUGGCUGGUUUCAUUAAGCUGAGACUGCAAUGGAUGUUUUAAACGUUCUGAUCGUUUGCAACUGAUCAAGUCUGACACAUAUGACCGAAUGAUUUGUCAAGUAACUAUCCACUGUAUCUUUGUUUUAAAACCCUAGCUAGUAUGUUUUUUUUAUAGGUAAGAAGUUUUUUUUUCUGAACCCUAAUCCUUAGAUUAAAGUUUAAUUAACAUUUGUGGGUUUUUCAUAGUUGUUACUUGGGAUCAGCAGAUACUUUGAAUUGGUGUUUGACCUAAUAGUCUGCUUUUCCUAUAAACUAUUACUUAACUCUUUCUGUUUGACUGUUUAUUUGCGAUCCUUUGCAAACCAGCUGCCGUUUCUAAUUUAAUAUUGCGUUAGUAAUUUCAAAUAACUUUCUUCCUUUUGACGGACGGACUCUGCAACACCUACAAAACUCGACCUAUCAAGCUUCGGUUAAAAGGAAGAUAAUAUUCAAAUUUCUGUGCAAUGAGAAGAAUCCCGAGCAUUGCACAGACAGUUUUAAUUCAGAUUAGUUGAAAUUUUAGAUGUUGUGAGCGCGUUUCAGGGACUUUCUAAUACCAUUGUCACAGUAGACUCAACAACACUCAAUUUAGUUGUCAUAGGAGGAAGAGAAGUGAAAGACCCAGAACGUCUGCAUGGAGACCGUUCAGUACGACGUCUUGUGAAGAAUUGUUUCAGGGUCAGUCUGAACUUUUCAAAAUAGGAAACGAUCGUAAAGCUCGUCAAAUGUUCUAUGCAGCUACAGGUUUGCAUACACCGACACUUGUCGCUAACUGCGUCUUGAACGGUUUCUUGUCUUACACCGCCAUCGUUUUAAAUAUUAUAACAAUACAUGCGCUCAGAAAAACGUCGUCGUUGCCGACGACUUUAAAAACAUUGCUACUAAGCCUGUCUAUUUCUGAUCUAGGUGUAGGUUUACUUGUCCAGCCACUUUAUGUUGCAUUUCUUGCGAUGGAAAUAACUAAAAACAGUAAAAACACUGACAACAUUAUUGCAGCUUAUUGGGCCAUCCCUAACAGUUUAUUCGUUUUUCCCUCAUUUUUUGGUGUUUUCGCGAUAACUGUUGACAGAUUCUUGGCCAUUCAUCUUCAUCUCAGAUACCAGGAACUUGUGACUCAGAAGCGGGUUGUUGCUGUAGUGAUCUCAUUCUGGGUGUUCAGUGUAUUAAUUGCUUGCUUCCGGUAUGAAUCGAUCCUUGUUUUCUCCGUGAUGUCAGUUGUUUGUAUCAUAACUACAGGAUUGCUUUAUUGCAAAAUAUACGCAGCCGUAAGACACCACACAAACCAGAUUCGCCUUCUGCAAGUACCUGAACAAGAAGCUCAGAAUGGAGACAUGGCAAAUGCCGCAAGGCUGACAAAAACUGCCGUUGCUACAUUUUACGUGUAUAUCUUGUUUUCAGUUUGCUAUUUGCCAAUAGCUUGUGCUGGCCUCGCCACGAUGAUCCAUGGUAAAAAUGCCUUUUUAUCCCAUUUAUGGUUAUUUACUUCGACCCUUGUGUUUCUGAAUUCGUCUUUAAAUCCUCUGAUCUACAGCUGGAAGAUGAGACACAUUCGACAAGCUGUCUUGCACAUACUUCGUAACAUCUGUCCGAGUGGCCACUAAAGAGAGAAUAACUUUUUCCCUUUUUCUCAAGUGAAAAACGUUAUUGAAGCAAUGCAGACAAUGCAGGUUGGAAAAGUAGAAAAGUGAUAUACAUUAUGGCUCUUGAUGAGCGUCAUAUACAGAAAGUAAACUGAAAGUAAAUAAAAAUGAGUUCAAAAAGUCGACGUUUUAGUGUCAAGACGGGCCCGAUAACUAGCUAACAAGUUAUGCCAACUUAUUCAAAGAGUUUCAAGUCUCGAGUAAUCAGCAUACAAACACGAACUGAGUUCUUCAGAUCCAGGAUAUUGUAGGUAAUACAUUCAGGUCGCUAAGGAAAGCGAGAGCUAAGAAAAGCAUGUAACAUAAAAUUUGUGCUGCAUGUUACUUUCCACCAUUGCCACUUUUGGAUUCCACUGGGAAAAAAGAACCGGAAGCAAUUAAUAGUGCUUCUUGAGCCUGGACCUUGAGAAUUCAUUAGUAGAUGGCCCUCUUUACCCUUUAAGUCCAAAUAUUCACAUUCAUAAAUAGACCUUUUUACCGAUACGGCGGCCAUAUUGAAUUUAUUAGAGGAGUAUUAUGGGAUGCCCCGGGGGCACUCGCUCAGUAUUUACGCGCGCUUUUGGGGCAAGAAGAGAACUUCACUGUAUAUUCCUCGGGAAAAAGGCGAUCAUUAUUACAUCCAAACAAGGCACAACGAUCUUUUUUUUCCCAUUACAAUCUUUUUCUAGGAAAACUUAAAGAAAAAUUGGCCCGAAAAGCACUGGUAAAUACUGAGUGAGUAUAUCGGAUUGUGCUCAUUCCCCUCGGGCAUCCCAUAAUACUCCUUAAAUCUUAUAAAUUCAAUAUGGCCGCCCUAUCGGUAAAAAGGUCUAUUCUCCAGGCUGAUCUUCAUAUAUUUCCUCACAGACUAAGUUGACGGAGAAUUUGAUGAGAGCCAGUUCAAGGUAUUUUGCUUUUGAUGCAUGUUUAUUUUAUAAUUUAAUUAUUCUAUUGAUGUUUAUUGAUUUUUUUUGCCUUUUUUACAUAUAAAUGAAGGGGUAUACACAUAAUAUACACAUUUCGAAAUAAAAGAAUCUCAAAAGCCGAGGAAGUCUUAAGAAGCUAAGAAGGCUUAUAGGGGAGACUUCCUCUUUACAUUAGAUUUAGUUGUUACUAUAAUAGUUUUUAAUUAAAUGUAUACUUAAAUGAACAAAAAACAGCGUACCGUAUUUAUUCGAAUAAGCGCCCAACCUCGAAUUAGCGCCCACCUCGAAUAAGCGCCCAUCUUAAAGGCCGAAAAAGUUAAUAAGCGCCCAGCCUCGAAUAAGCGCCCACCCCCUCCUCCUCCCAAUCAAACUCAAAUAAGCGCUCAACCCUACCCCACCCACUUGAGUGAAUAAAUUCUAAUAAGAGACUUCCCCGAGGACGGAGUUUUCUUCAGAGUAUUUUACAGAAACGUUGCUUUGUUACUUCUUCGCCUUUUGUUAUUAGCAUUUAUUGUUUUGUUGCAAAAUAAAGAUACUUCAGUUGCUUAAAAUGGUGAAAUUUUAUUAAGCGCCCAGCCUCGAGUAAGCGCCCAGCCUCGAGUAAGCGCCCACCUCGAAUAAGCGCCCACUCUCAAGGUCCAAAAAUUUAAUAAGCGCCCAGGGCGGUUAAUCGAAUAAAUACGGUAUGAUAAAGCAAUUUACAAAUGUAGAGAAAAUAGUAAGAGAAAGUUUAUUAUCUAAUAAUUAGUAAUAAAUUUCAAACGAUUUUUUUAGCAUUAUGUAAAUUAAUUAAAUAUGAUUUAAGUAAACUUUUGAAAAUUCUAAUGUUAUUUGAUCUGAUUAUUGAGUAUGGUAAAGAGUUUCACAAUCUCGGUCGUUGGUAUAAGAUUGUAAAUUGUUUCAUAUUCGUUCUGUAGGCUUGCAUGAGGACGGUAUGACUCGGCAUAUCUAGUAGAACAAUUAUGGAUUUGACUUCCAGUUUGAAAUAAGUUUUGAAAAGAGAGAGGUAACAUUUCAUGGUGGUAAUGGUUCUCAUUAGUAUCUUUUAAUGACGCUUUCAGUGAUAGGAGAAAAUUGACGUUACUCAGCCUAGUGCUAGGCGUUCUCGGCUCGGUCAAUCCUGGAAUCUACCGUGAGCUGUGACGUCAUCGAGAGAUACUCGCCGAGAAAACAAGGAAAGCAUUAGAUAAGAUCGACGAACAGGUCACGAAUUUGGCAGUGUCAUUUCUUAAUAUUACAAGUAAUACCGAAUCGAGUUUCUGAUGAGAUACUGGGUAUAAUUUGCCAUGUAUUGUAUACUGAAGCGCCGAAAAAUCAGUAAACCAUUAGUUAUUAACAUGGCAAAUUAAAUAUUCAAUCGACCCCUAUCAGCCCUAUAACUCGAACCCUCGCUAACUCGAACUGUCUUUCGUUCCCCUUCACAGUUCGCCGGAGUUCUACUGUAUACUUUACUUGACUCUUCCACUACUACAUUUACCGCAAAUUCAAUUUAUUAUAAGUGAGGAAGCUCUACUCUUCCCAGAAUUUGUAAAUGAAAUCAAUCUUAAAUACCGCACAGAAUUCGUUGCAUAAAUAAGCAAGAGAAAUGCCUCCGCCUUGUCUCCUGUUCCUUCAAUAUGGGUAUUAAGGUAUAACAUUCAGUUAAGUUUUAAUCUAGUUCUGUGAUAUCGUUUGUAUAUGUAAUAAUGUAUCCUCUUUUGUUUUUUUUUUGUUUUUUCCUUUUUUCGUAUUUUUGUAAUCACUUCAAAGUAAAUGUGUUACAAUAAAACACUAAUUAAAAAAAUUGUCCUAUCCAACUGCAUGCAUAAUUCAAGAAACGCCUUUAGAAAUUACGAACUCGCGUGAUUUGAAUUGGGAAAACAAAACAUAUAAAAGCUAACAAGUCUAUGUUUGUCUUUGGCGCUAGAACGACUUGACACGUUAAUCAAGAUGGCGUAUGUACGUAUAUAUUUUAACUUUCUUCCUUUUCACCUGGUAAACGUAAAUAAUGACAUUAAGGCUCGUCCUAUAGUUAAUUUGAGUUACAACGAAAAUGUAUUCAAAGUUUUGUUUCGCGAUUUCAAUUUUUAAAUCUGCGUAAGACACAAUUACUCAAUUUUUCAAAUCUUGCAAGUGGAAUCCUUGAACGCCUCUAUGCAUAAUCACAACUAUGAAAACCGCGGUAAAUGUUAUAAUAUUGCAAUUUUCACUCCCCGUGUUGAAUUUCAUUUGCACGUGCUGCUAGACUCAUUAUAUAUUCAGUUUCGUUUGUACCUUCGGGGUACUUGACAGAGAUUAAAAUGUUUGUUCAGUAACCGCUUGAACGUGUGGUUCGCUGUGUUAUUGCAGUAAAGUAAGCUGUAAUUGCGCCAGUAGUUUCGGGAGUUUCUUUCUUUUCACCUGGUCGUCUUUAAUGCUUAUAACUGAGAGCUCGUCUUAUGAUUUUAGUUGCAAAGAAAUUGCUCACAUGUUUUGUGCGAGGAAGUGUAAAGUUUUUAUCACAACCAAGCAUUAGUGAAUAUUUCAGUUCUUAAAAGUGGACACGCGCCUUACGACUACAUAAUUGAAACCAAGGAAAAGGGAAGACGAAACUGACACAAGGCUGAUCCAACUAAUGCAAAGGAAGAAGCCUAGUGGAGUGUAUUUUGAACUUUUGAAGAGUGUUUAGUUAAGUUUCGCGGAUAAUUAUUUCUGGCAUUAGUCUCAUCUGAAACUUAAUUGUCAGUAUACUAAGGAAGGAUUUACUUGCUGUUCUAUAAAAUGACAGGAGCUGAAAGUUUGUAUUCGACGCUGGUCGCAAACUGCGUCUUCAACGCUUUUUUGUGUUACACCGCCAUCGCGUUGAACAUCAUAACAAUACAAGCACUUAGAAAUACGUCGUCGUUACCAAGCACUUUGAAAACAUUACUCCUGAGUCUGGCUGUUUCUGAUCUUGGAGUGGGUUUGCUUGUCCAUCCCCUUUAUAUUGCUCGUCUUGUAAUGAACACAGAACAGAGCUCUAACAUCAGUGCUUAUCAUGGGGUAUACACUGUACACCUUAUCAUUGGGUACGUAUUUUCUAACGCUUCAUUCUUGGGCGUUGUCCUUUUAACUGUUGACAGAUUCUUGGCUAUUCAUCUUCAUCUCAGAUACAGGCAACUUGUGACACACAAGCGGGUUAUUGUUGCUGUCAUCUUAAAAGGGCUGUUAAGUUCAGUUUCUUCACUAUUUAACUUGGACAGAAUUUUAGAAAAAGUCAAUGAAACUACAAGUGCAAUCGUUGGAGCUGUUUGUCUCAUAAUUACAGGAUCGCUUUGCUGCAAGAUAUACAGAACCGUAAAACAUCAUAAAAAUCGGAUUCACGCUUUGCAAGUACAGCAAGCAGCACAGAACGCCGGACAAAUGGCAAAUUCAGCAAGGUUAAGAAAAACUGUUGUAACAACAUUCUAUGUGUAUAUCGUGUUUUUGGUCUGUUAUCUACCAUUGUUUUGUGUCAGGGCUGUCACUGCCACCCGGGGGGAAUCUGCUUUGGGGUUACAUCUACUUUAUUAUGCAGCGACAAUAAUGUAUCUCAAUUCAUCUCUCAAUCCUCUGAUUUACUGUUGGCAGAUGAGACACAUUCGACAAGUUGUCGUGCAAAUUCUGCGAAGCGUCUUUGCAUGUCAGUAA